AUGAGUUUUAGAAUAUCAAUCUCUCCUCAAAGAAAACGUAGUUGCACUGGAAUGCCAUUAUCUGCUCGACCCAUAAAGCCAUCUCUAAACCCCUCCCUUAGCAAUAUUGUGGAGGAAAUUAAGAACUUGAUGAAACAACUCAAUCCUUAGUUGUAGAACUUACUAAAUUCAUUAAUCAAAAUAGCUCUCGAUUUGGAAAAAUAAAAUGCUAAAUACUAUAAUUAUCUUCAAUCAUCCAAAACUUCGAAUAAUCAAAAUGAUGGGGAUUAUAUUUAAAAAGAACCAUCUUCUCAUCAGAGUAGAAAUAAAUCUAAAGAGGCUAGUCCAACAAAGAAGGAAUCGUCUAUUAAAAAUAUAGAAAUGACAUCCAGCAGUAGAUUGGAUCCAACUCCUAGAUAAAAACUUUUAAUCAGAAGAGGUUCUCUAGAUGUGGAAUAAUAAGUGAAUAAAGACCAAUUAAGAAAAAUAGGUUAAGAAGCCAUAGAUUAAAACGUUAUAUUUAACUUACUAGAUUUAAAACCAUCGAAAUUAAAAUCUAUGACGUAAAAAAAAUUAAAUUAAAUCUUUACACUCAGCGAAAAAGAUUUAUAUUAAUAUAUAUAGAAGAUUGAAUAUUAAGGUAUGUAUGAUGUUGUUCAAAAUGAUAGACCAUUAAAGUUCGCCAAGGAUUUAUCAGAGAAGUGCAUGUCAUAUAUUGAAAAAUUAAAGAAGAUUUUAAAAUUAGGAUUCGAAAUAGCAAACUCUACUCCAUCUUAAACAUUUGAUAGCUACUAGAAACUGAUAUUGGAAUUGUUUGAUUGUGAUAGAGCUUAAGUUUAUUUAUACGAUUCGAAAUUCCAUUUCUUUUGGAGCAAAAGCUAAGAUUGUUAAUAAAAGACUUAUUAUCCCUUUAAAGGAAUAUUGGGAUUUGUGACUAAGCAAGGACAAAUGUUAAACAUAAAUGAUGUUUAUUAAGAUGUAAGAUUUGACUAAGAAUAUGAUUAAAAAUAACAGAAUAAGACAAAAUCAAUGCUUGCUUGUCCUAUAUACGAGAAGGAAGAAAUAAUUGGUGUUAUUAUAAUUUCAUCCUCUUCUCAGUCAUUUAGAAAAGAUGAUGAACUUUUGAUUUAAUUGAUUACACAAAUGGCUGCUACACACUUCUAUUAAUAUAUCUAUUAAGAGUAUAAUUCUAAAACUUGUGAAGCUUUAUAAUAGAUCUUAAAAAUUUCCUUAGUUUUGUAGCAAUCUGUUGAUUAAAAAUAAUUCGUAAUUUUAGCUCAAUAAAUCCUAUCCAAAACAUAUGAUUUAAAAUAAGUAUAGAUUUAUUUUAAAGAUAUGUAAGAUUAGGAAAGUCUUUUCACUUUUAUUGAACAACAAAGAAAAAAAGUACCUAAGGCAUGUGGGAUUAUUGGCUAUGUUUAUAAAACAGGAUAAUUCUAUGUUUCUGAUUCUUGUUAUAGAGAUAAAUAGUUUAACAAAUUAGCUGAUAUUGAAACUAACCUACCUACCAUAACCAUACCUAUUAGGAAUGAGGAUAAAUGCAUGGGUGUCAUUCAAUAUAUUGACACUAAAGGCAUAGAUAAUAUUGUUGGCAAACAAAUAAGAAACCAGUAAUUGUCAAAUUUAGAUUUGAUUCAGACCUUUGCUGUAAUGCUCAAUUUUGUAAAUAGUAAAUUGAUUAUAUAAAAAAAUUGA
Paramecium tetraurelia is the source of this 1674-nucleotide messenger RNA. RefSeq lists its product as uncharacterized. NCBI's taxonomy places the organism in Eukaryota, Ciliophora, Oligohymenophorea, Peniculida, Parameciidae. The record is from RefSeq and is a predicted model, not a curated record. Gene Ontology annotation, molecular function: protein binding. The transcript is spliced from 4 exons.